AUGACUUCACACCUUGGUGACCACCUCGAGGAUCACCUGGAGCCAUCCAGAGAUGACAAUCUCUAUUAUCAUGAGGAGGAGGAAGCUCCCGGUUACCAGGCAUACACUUCUCAGGCAGAUUACCCUGCGAAGCCUACCUACUCUGGAAGUGGUUCAUCUCAGCGACGGUUCGAUGACUAUAACACUUCUCUUGAGAAGAAGGAAGGUGAUAUCGAGUUCACCGAAGUCGUUGAUGAGUCUGAACACUACUCGCAGAAGUGGUCUACGUAUACUGACGAGUAUAACCCUGACGGGCUGCGGGUCGCAACAGAUGAGGAGUGUAUGACUCUUCGAAAGAUCGCUGCUCCGAUCUCUGCCAUGACUUACAUGCUGUCUCUAGUCGAGUUUGCCGAACGAGGUUCCUAUUAUGGGCUAACCAACGUCAUCUCCAACUUUGUUCAAUUCCCUUUGCCUCCCGGAGGAAACGGCUGGGGUGCUACACCCAAAGACUCUCAGUCCACCGCUGGUGCUCUCAACCAGGGACUCCAGGUUGCUACUGCUCUCACUCUUGUUCUCCAAUUUCUGUCCUACCUCACUCCCCUUCUUGGUGCUUACCUUGCAGAUUCAAAGUACGGGCGUUUCCCCACAAUUUGGGCCGGUACCAUCGUUUGUGGAGUUGGUCAUGUCAUCAUUGUUAUUUCCGGUAUCCCCGGUGUUCUUGAACACCAGAAGGCCUCAUUAGGCGUGUUUAUCGCUGGGUUGAUCAUCUUUGCUUUUGGAACAGGUCUAUUCAAGCCUAAUUUGUUGCCUCUCCUUCUGGAACAGUACCGAGAAGAUGAUAACUGGGUCAAGAAGCUCAAGAGUGGUGAGGAGGUUGUUAUCGACAAAGAGUCCACCCUCCAGCGAAUGACCCUGGUCUACUACUGGUCCAUUAACGUCGGAGGAUUCCUUGGUUUGGGUACUGCCUACGCUGAGAAGCGAAUCGGCUACUGGCUCGCAUUUCUGGUCCCCACUAUCCUCUACUUCUUCCUUCCCUUCUUCCUCUUUAUUAUCCGAAACCGGGUUUAUAAGGCUCCUUCUAGCGAGGACUCCAUCAUCGCCGGUUUUGUCGGUGUUAUGUGGCAGUGGCUCUUCAGAAAGCCUUCUACUUACUCGGAGAAGUUCGUGGCUGAUGUCUGGACCACCCUCAAGGCUACCCGUUUCUUCCUUUUCUUCCCCAUCUACUUCAUCAAUGACAACGGCAUUGGAGCUCUUUCCAACUCACAGGGAAGUUCGAUGAUCACGAAUGGUGUUCCGAACGAUCUGCUCAACAACUUCAAUCCCAUCACCAUUAUCGUGGCGGUGCCUAUCGUCAACUAUAUCCUGUAUCCUCUGCUGCGUCGAUACAGAAUCAACUUCCGCGCUUCGUUUCGAAUCUUCCUGGGUUUCAUGCUGGCAGCUUUCUCUCCCAUGAUUGGAGCCAUUCUGCAGUGGCGAAUCUAUGAAACUUCUCCUUGUGGAUACUACGCAACAGAUUGUGACAAGGGUGUUGCUCCCAUCACCAUCUGGUGGCAGGUCUUCCCCUAUUUCUGCACAGCGCUAUCUGAAAUCUUUGCCGUCACUACCUCCUACGAGCUGGCCUACUCCCUUGCGCCUGCCCAUCUGCGAUCUAUUGUCCUCGCUCUGCUGCUCUUCAUGUCGGCUUUCAGCACCGCCAUUCAGACCGGUAUCACUCCGGCGCUGGUUGAUCCCCAUCUGAUUUGGCCGUUUGUGGGCAUUUCAGUGGCGGGUGCAGCCUUUGCCAUUGCAUUCUUGUGUUGUUACUGGCGUCUCGGAAAGGGCCAGGAGGUUUCUGUCUAA
Yarrowia lipolytica CLIB122 is the source of this 1818-nucleotide messenger RNA. RefSeq lists its product as uncharacterized. Gene Ontology annotation, biological process: transmembrane transport. The record is from RefSeq and is a predicted model, not a curated record. Gene Ontology annotation, molecular function: transmembrane transporter activity. Lineage: Eukaryota; Fungi; Ascomycota; Dipodascomycetes; Dipodascales. Gene Ontology annotation, cellular component: membrane.